AUUCCUGACCAAUUGUUUGACAGUGGAAGAUAUUUCGCUCUGCUGGUUUUCAACUUAUUGAAUAAAUAAACAUCGGACUUCGCACUUUACUGAUUUACUUCAGUUUUAAAGAAAUACUUUAUGAAAUAAUAUUGCAUUAAGUAAUCCUUUGGAAGAAGUACAACAUUUCACAUAAAGUCUGACGAUACAAGUGCUGUAUAUCUUAAUGAGACGAUAAAUGUGUGGGCAGUGAAAGAAGGAGGCAACGAAACAAUUGUAAAACUAUACUAACCAAAUAAAAUCAAACAAAAGGAGAUAUUUGAAGUAUUUUCGGAACAUCGUUACAAGCUCACCAACAACUAAAAAUGUUCGGUAGACUUCGAGAUUUUGUUACACGACACCGUCGGAAAUUCAUAGUUACAGGCGUUGUAGUUGGAGGCACAUACGUAGCCAUCAAAUAUGCACAGAAAAAGCUUAUCGAAUAUCAAAAGCGACAAGCACGCGAGUUUUUCGAAAAGACAAGGCGUAUGCAACAUUUUGAGACAACAGAACAUACCUGUAAUAAGGUAAUCAUUGGUAUGGGCACCGAAUUGUAUGCAGCCAUAAUACGUGAAUGCAAUACCGACGCAUUGCUCGAACAACUACGUCAGAAUCCAACUAAUAAACUAGAAUUAUGGGAAGAAAUGAAGAUUGUCGCCUUCACGCGUCUCACAACAUUUAUUUACGCCUCAUCAAUGCUAGUCAUUGCCUUGCGUGUACAAAUGAACUUGCUCGGUGGCUACUUAUACCAGGACGUCACCAUGGAAAGAAAACAGAUCGCGGAAGAACUGAAACAGCAGUAUCUCUCACUCAUUGGUUAUUUCAUACAUGAUGGUGGCUUAAGUGAGCUAAUACGUGUGAUACGUGCAAAAGUGCUUGUUGUUAUGAAGACAUUACCGCUGAUGAAACGCUUUAGUCUCUCAGAUAUCGAACAACUCUUCUGGACACUACAAAUGGCAAUCAACAGCGAUGUUGGUGAUCCCAAUGCAAAAAUGGCAACAUAUUUGCUGCCACCGCAAGUACCAGAAUACAAUACAGUAGGACCACUGCUGCAGAAAAUGUACAAUGAAACCUUGGACUUGCUGGAGAGCGACGAUGCUGCCAGUGUGUGCUCAAACAGCAUCUGCCGUGGAUUCUCGUUAACAGUAGAUGCCAUUGCCGAAAGUAUGGGUGAAACAUUAACACAAGCGCAAAAAAGUGCAACCAAUGAAGAAAAUAAAAGCAAACCAAAUGGCGAUGGUGGCGAUGCGUUAGCCGCAAAUAGUGUGCUCAGCAUAAAUAGCAUAGAAAUGGCUUUAGCUAAACUUAUACCGGUUGUAAGUGGUUUAACAGCGCAAGGUUUUGAUGAAAAAUCGCGUCCACAGAAUUUAGCCACCUCGCUGAUCACUUUCUAUUUGGUGGAUGAAAAGAGCAAAGUAUUCGGUGCGAAUGUGUAUGAAACGUUUAGCUCCACAUAAAUCGUUUGAUUGUGACAUGUACUACAACAAAUAGGAGGCCUUUGAAACGCAAACCAACUUUCGACUGCUGUUCAACGAAGUUUAAGUUUUUCAAUAUUUUGUGCUGCAAUAACAAAAAUGUACCUACAAACACUUAUAACAUGAAAAAAUAGCUUUUUAAAGAUAACAAAUCAUAGCAGCAGAAAACAUAUUUAAAAACAGAUCUUAUAAAGAUUAGUUAGUACCAGGUAGAAUUUUAUAAAUUCACUAAAGCAGAUGGUAUUGGAGUAAACAUAAUUUUUUUUUUCAAUUUUAUUUACUCAAAUUCAUUGUGACCUUAAACGCAAUAAGCUGGUUUUGAAAACAUUUUUUUAACUAAAAAUAAUUAAAUAUAACAUUUCUAUAAAAUAGUAAACAGCGUUGCAGUGACAUAUAAAAAAUAACGGUAUAUUUUGUAUGAAAAUAAAACGAAAAAAGAACCAUUCAUUCCAAAAAACGUAUCUAAACGAACAAGGAACAAAGAACUUUCCACCAUAAUUUAUUUAUUGCUUUAAUUAUAUAACCGAAAUUAUUUGUAAUGCAUUACAUAAGUAAUUAUUUGGCGCUAACUAUAAAUUGUUCAAAAAAAUAUGUAUUAUAUAAAUCAAUAUGUGUAUGUAUGUAACAGCAUAUUUUUGUGACUGGGAAAUAUAUUUAAACUUGUAAUUUAUAAAAA
This is a messenger RNA of Zeugodacus cucurbitae (melon fly), 2169 nucleotides long. RefSeq names its product peroxisomal biogenesis factor 3 (gene Pex3). The coding region runs from base 345 to 1475 and encodes 376 amino acids. Gene Ontology annotation, cellular component: peroxisomal membrane. The record is from RefSeq and is a predicted model, not a curated record. Lineage: Eukaryota; Metazoa; Arthropoda; Insecta; Diptera; Tephritidae. Gene Ontology annotation, biological process: protein import into peroxisome membrane. Gene Ontology annotation, molecular function: protein-macromolecule adaptor activity. The transcript has 3 exons.